Molecule: messenger RNA, 1884 nt
Organism: Orbilia oligospora ATCC 24927
Lineage: Eukaryota; Fungi; Ascomycota; Orbiliomycetes; Orbiliales; Orbiliaceae
Exons: 5
Coding region: 1-1884 (627 amino acids)
Biological process (GO): RNA polymerase I preinitiation complex assembly; nucleolar large rRNA transcription by RNA polymerase I
Cellular component (GO): RNA polymerase I core factor complex; RNA polymerase transcription factor SL1 complex
Molecular function (GO): RNA polymerase I core promoter sequence-specific DNA binding
Source: RefSeq, a predicted model, not a curated record
AUGGAACGGCAGAAGGGUGAAAGAUGCGGUAUCGAUAACUGUCGAUCACGAUUUUACCAUCUCGCCGACGGGCAGUGGACCUGUAGUAACGGUCAUGUUCAGGAAGGACGUCUUGAUAUUCGUGAAGAUGAGGAGUAUCAACCUCGGAAGGGUGAUAGGUUGGUAAUUGAACGGGAUGAUUCGCAGGCUGUAGAGGAGAAAGUCUUUACUGGAAAAAAGGGACUUUCACUAUUCCUUCAAGCCUUCCAGUUUAUCCUCCGAAAACAGGUGGCUUGGCUUAUCGACGAACAGAAGUUUCCAAAGGAGUUUCAGCUCAUUGUCCGUGAUCUAUGGACUCUACGACUAGAAUCAAUUUAUUCUGAACGUUCUUCUCGAGCUCCCUCUGCUAGUUCGGGGUAUACCUCCGCCGCCGAAUCAUUAGCUUCGACAGGUUCCCAAGCCUACCCAUCAGACCCCGAAACUGCAUCCCAAAGAUCCACCACCCCUCUCUCCCGGCCGCAUUCUAGAACCACCACUCGCUCUCGGUCUACCUCCCGCGGCCGAAAUGCCUUCUCAAAACCCAAAGAAACGAUUCCGAAACUCCUUGAUACGAUUUCAAUACUCUACAUCGCAGCAUCACUCAUCAAUCUACCACUAGAGAUUACUACGGUGCAUAGAUGGAUUCUAGAGCAGGAUAUUGUAUACUUUAGGGCGAUAAAAUGGUUACCCGUUGAUAUGGUUGGGAAGAUGGAGGUUAAAUGGAAAAGAAAGUUUGAGCCGAAGGUUAUGCCCACGGCGGAGGGGGUUAGGAAGGGGAUAUUUUUGGGGGUUAGGUAUUAUUUUGAACGGUUUGGGGUUGUUGUUCCUAGAAUUGCGGCGGAGAGGUUAGUGGGGGGGUGGAUUUUGGGGUUUGGGUGUCCUCCCGAGAUCUACCCAGCGAUAUUUAUAUUGGCGGAAAUGAUACAAUCGUCUUUAGUAUACCCCGCCGCAGCAAAGAAUUACAGACUACUAAACUGCCCGGAUAUUCAACUUAUGGCCCUACUCGUUAUUUCUUUAAAGUUAUGUUGGGGUUUGGAUGACGAUGACCCGGGGGUUCUGAGGUACAUGAAGACCGAUAAGAAAGGAAGGGUUUUACCGCGGUUUGCUAGCAAAGAGUGGGAAAUUGCCAAUAUGGGGGUUGAUUGGGAAGAGUGGAAGGGUAUCUUUGAGAUGGAGGAAAGGAAGAAGGAGAAAAAGGAGAAAGAGAGGAAUUGGCAGUUGAGGGUUGAGGAGGCAGAUAUCUAUGGGUGGAGUGGGGAGGAGAUGGAUGAAUAUCUUGGGUGGUUUGAGAAGAAUUGGGCUGGUGAGAUUGAGGGGAAGCCGACGGCUGGGGUGAUAAGGUUGUUUGAAGGAGCAUCAGGUGAAGGUACCAAUCCUGAAGGAAAAGAAGGAGAAGUAGAAGGAGAAGGGCAAAGCGAAGAAGACGAUCAAGAAGAAGACGAUGAAAGAAAUACCCCUCUUCACAAAAAACUCCGGGCGUUCAUCAAGUCCCAAUCCAACAUCAAAUUCGGCAAAGUCAUCCCCGCAGGCAGAAAAAGAGGAAGAAUUCUAAGACCCGGUGAGAAAUACAUGAGAUAUAAAAAGUGGGAAGAUAUUAAGUCUGUCAAACUUAGGAGUUUGUAUUUGGCGGCAGCUGAAAGGGUGGGUGUGGGGAUUGAAGGGUUUGUGUAUGUAGUGCAGAAAUUGGAACAUAGAUUGGGACAGGUUAGUAAAGGGAAGGAGCCCAAGAGGGAAGUUAGCGAUGAGGAAGGGGAGGAUGAUGAAGAAGAUAUGAAUCCUGGAGGGGACCUGUUAGGGGACUUGAGGGGGGUGUUAGAGGAGGAGGAGGAGAGUGAAGAUGAGGAUUUAGAGCUGUUGCUUGAGUGA